AUGCUCUUGUCCCGGUUGCAUCGGGACGAGCUUUACGUCGCCCGCCAUGAAAGGCGACACAUCUGCCGCGUCGGUGAAAAGACCCUCAAUUACUCCGCCGUGCAGCCCGCGCUGCUCGAGGACGCGCGACAGGGAGGCACCAAGCUAAUUGAAGCCUUUGCAGCUGGCAUGUGGGGUGGAUACGGCUACGCGGUGCAGCGCAAGAUUAUGCUCUUGACCAAGGACGACUCCUGUCGAGACGACCUCUGGGAAAAGGAGGAGCUUCUGAGAAGCACUUUUCAACCAGGAACCUACUUCACCAACCAUUUCCUCAUCCUCUCCAAAACGCCCCGACAACCUUUGCGAGAUGGCGGUAGAGCUGAUGACGAUGCUGGCACGGUCAAGCUCGCACUCAAGAGCAUCACUUAUAGCGGGGUGGAAGGAGCGUCGACGGACCCUGACCCAUUCGGAGGGGUGGGCGGCUGGCUACACCGACAGUAUGCCAAAUUGCUAGUAGAGUCGGGAGCGGACAACUGCGUCCAGUGA
Molecule: messenger RNA, 525 nt
Organism: Parascedosporium putredinis
Lineage: Eukaryota; Fungi; Ascomycota; Sordariomycetes; Microascales; Microascaceae
Source: the annotation of a GenBank genome assembly